UGCAAUUAAACUGUUUGAGGCAAAUAGGGCAGCUAGUAUGGAUUGUAAUGUUCUCUGGAAUGGUGACUAUGGCUAUGAGGUGAAGGAGGGAGAUGACAAGCACAUAGUAUUUAUAGAUACUAAGAAGUGCAGUUGUAGGAUGUGGGAUUUGAGUGGCAUCCCAUGCCCUCAUGCCAUAGCUGCCUUUCACUCAAGUCAGUUGGACCCUAUGUCUGUGAUAAGUAAAUGGUACCAUAGCUCGAUGUAUAGGAAAGCUUAUGAGAAUGCUAUACAGCCAAUACCUGGGAAGAAACUUUGGGAUUAUCAGUUUAAAGAUUGCAUUGAAGCUCCACCAGUUGAGAAGAAGAUAGGGAGGCCCAAGAAGAACAGGGUAAGAGCUCCAAAUGAGCCCAGAUUGAAACACAAAUUGUCAAGGAUUGGUAAAACACAACACUGCAGCAUUUGUGGAAGUGCAACCCACAAGAAACAUAACUGCCCUAACAGGCCUACACAGGCUUCAACAUCCACAAACAUUGGCAAGAAGCAGAAAGGUCAAGUUAGGGGAAUUGGUCUAUAUGUCAAGAUGGAUACAGGAAAGCAGAUUCUAAAUCUUGGAGGAUCACAAUCAAUUGUGAUCAAUGAAGGCUCACAAAAUGAAGCAGAUCCAAUGACAAGGUUCCCAAUACCAAACGAAACAGAGAUAAAGAAGCAAAAGAGAAAGAGAGGUGAAGGCAGCUCCACUGGAGACACAGUGCAGGGAAAGAAACAACCAAGAAAACCAUUCAAAGCUCCAAGAGUGCAGACAGUGGCUGUGGAGCAACAACAAGUCCUCAGAAGGAGUCCAAGAGGAAAGAAUGUUAUCUCAACUAUUGGCUCAACAACCACUAGUUGAGCUACCAUUUAGAAUUUGUGUAUUGACAGAGCUUUGGGUUGUUUUCUUUUGUUUGUUUUUGGAAUUCAGCUAGACAAUGAGCUUCCAUAUUAUGUUUUUGUUUCAAACUCACAGCUUAUGACUAUGGCUUGAAUUUGUUGGGAAUGA
Messenger RNA from Salvia miltiorrhiza (redroot sage), 1018 nucleotides. RefSeq lists its product as uncharacterized. Gene Ontology annotation, molecular function: zinc ion binding. The record is from RefSeq and is a predicted model, not a curated record. Lineage: Eukaryota; Viridiplantae; Streptophyta; Magnoliopsida; Lamiales; Lamiaceae. Bases 38 to 871 code for a protein of 277 amino acids. The transcript is spliced from 3 exons.